AUGAUGCUUAUUGUGGCGGAACGGCUAACUGAACCGCAUCAAUGUGCAUCAGUGUUUAUGAGUAUGUCAACCUGUAAUCACCGCCAAGUGUGUUUAGUCAGGUCUCGUCAAACGAAACGAAAUGUGCAAGCUAACAAUCUGACGGCUGAGUUGUCAUUUCCUUUCUAUGGUGGUGCGGUUGUAUCUUCGACCGCUCGCACUUGGAUGCGGCGCGUGGGCAAGGAUGGCGCGUUGCGACUGAAAUGGUCGCAAAAGACGAUUCUCACGACGAUGACGGAGUUAUGGGCGGAACUACUCCGGAUCCCGCAAUCUACAGACUCUGAGGAAGACGCCGAAACGUUAGCCGUAAUAAAGACUGUUAACAAUCUUGGCUGUUGCUUAAAGGCAUCACCCCACGAAUCUGGUGGGUGCGGAUUUCCGGUGGAGUAUUCGUAUACAGGAUCGUAG
Necator americanus (New World hookworm) is the source of this 447-nucleotide messenger RNA. RefSeq lists its product as uncharacterized. The coding region runs from base 1 to 447 and encodes 148 amino acids. The record is from RefSeq and is a predicted model, not a curated record. NCBI's taxonomy places the organism in Eukaryota, Metazoa, Nematoda, Chromadorea, Rhabditida, Ancylostomatidae. The transcript has 5 exons.